GUCUGGAUCCCACCUUGCUGCUCGGGGCUGGGGUGGGUGAUGCCACCAUCAUUCCCAAGCCUGGCGGUACCCACUGCUUCAUGCUCUCAUGGAUGCAGUCCUGCCUGGUGCCUUUGCCUGCAGAAGGAGCUCAAGAACUGGGAUGCUCAGUGGGGCUGGGGAAGGGGCUAGGGAAUGGAGGCCUCACCCAAAGUGGUCUUCUCCUACCACAGGUGACUGUGGGCCUCCACCUGCCAUGACCUAUUCCAGGCCAUCCAGUGAUAAGCACACCAUCAGUUUCCCUAUUGGAUCCAGCGUGAUGUACACGUGCAUUGAAGGCACCAUCAAAAUCCCUGGGAGAUCAGACACAGUGAAGUGCCUGCCCGGUGCACGCUGGUCCACACUGCCCGAGCCCUGCGGCCGUAAAUACCUCCUUUCUCCAAAGAGCCUCUUGCUUGGCUUCACGCUUCUGCCCUGCUUACAGUGGCUGCUCUGCAAUGGCAUCACCACCCCUGGCAAGGUACAGACCCACUUCCCAUGGCUGCUGUUUGCUGAUGGAUGCAGGAUCCGUGCUGGUCGGUGAUGGGGUCAGUUGAAUGGUGGCUGGAGCCCAGGAUACUUCUGUGCCUCCCAAACUGUGAGUGUCAGAGGCUCCAGAGGCUGUGACUCCUUAUUUCCUACUAACAGCUUUGCCUGCGCCGUUAUCGCAUCUCCAUCCUUGUUUUGCCAAAGGGCAUUCAGCAGAAUAGCAGCCUGGUAAGAAACCAGACAUAACCUGUGCUGAACAUGAGGAGCUUUCCAAAAGCACCAUAGCAAGAGCAGUUCUGCAAUGCUGGGGUUCCUUUUGCAUGCUUCCCCAGGGGCAGCUCCUUCAGGUCAGGUUUCCUUGCCUGCCAGGGAGCUGCACUGCCCCGACAAGGCUGAGGUUUGCUGCCCUCUCCAAGGUGGAUGAGAGGAUUAACUUCUUUCCCAUUGGGAGCAAUGUGAGCUACGUCUGCCGCCCCGGCUAUGAGAACACCUCGGGAAGCUUCCCCACCAGCACUUGCCUUGAAAACCUGGAGUGGUCAGAAGCUGCUGAGCUGUGCAGGAGGAAAUCCUGUGGGGACCCAGGAGCACUGCCCGGGGGCAGGAUGAUCACACUGACAGACCUGCGGUUCGGUGCCAGAGUGAACGUGUUCUGUGAGGAUGGGUACAGAUUAAAUGGGAGUAAUUUCAUCCAGUGUCAGCUGAAAGGAAAUGAUGUUGCCUGGAGUACACUUCCAACUUGUGAAUUAAUUACCUGCUCUUCACCACCUCACAUUAGCAAUGGGAAACAUGAUGGUGAAGGUGUAAAAACCUUUGCUUAUAACUCCACCGUGACUUACAGCUGUGACUCUGGCUUCCAGCUCGUUGGGAAUGGGAGCAUCCGUUGUACCAGUAUGGACAAAACAACGGGAGUCUGGAGCAGAGCUGUGCCUGCAUGCAAAGAGAAAAAGCUACCUGUCAAACUUGGAAUAAAGCAAAUGGAAAGGAGUCCUCCUCCCCAGAGUUCCCAACAUAAAGGCAUCCAGCUGGCUAAGAAGAAGGCUUCAAAAUGGGAAAUGAAGCUCAGCCUUUAUAAAAAGUCCCUCCAAAAUACCAUCUCUUACUCCCAUUCUUCUUCUUUCUCCAAGACACCAGUGUCCAGGACCUGUGCUACCUCCCCAUUCAGAUUCGUUGUUCCUUUGUACAAAACCAAAACCUACUAUUCUCCUUGGACCAGCCAAGGAUCCAUGUGUCCUCCGAAGUACAUGGGGAUCUCUGGCAUCCUCCCCCAAGCUGGCUGCUUUGAGAACUUAAAGUGGUCUAAAGUUGCAUCAUUUUGUGGAAUGAGGUCAUGGGCAGCUCGGAGAAGCUGGAAGUGGCAGAAGUGUUGCUACAACAGAUUUCCUAUCCGGUGCAAAGGAUUCUAUUACCCGUAAAAAGGCAACCUCCUGUUGUAUUAUGCAGCCACCAUCCCAGCUCGGUGACCAGUGACCUGU
This is a messenger RNA of Melopsittacus undulatus (budgerigar), 1979 nucleotides long. RefSeq names its product complement decay-accelerating factor-like. Bases 828 to 1919 code for a protein of 363 amino acids. NCBI's taxonomy places the organism in Eukaryota, Metazoa, Chordata, Aves, Psittaciformes, Psittaculidae. The transcript has 9 exons. The record is from RefSeq and is a predicted model, not a curated record.